Molecule: messenger RNA, 2266 nt
Organism: Folsomia candida
Lineage: Eukaryota; Metazoa; Arthropoda; Collembola; Entomobryomorpha; Isotomidae
Exons: 4
Coding region: 1586-2140 (184 amino acids)
Source: RefSeq, a predicted model, not a curated record
AAAUAGGUAUAUGAAUAUCUCUUUUUGAGUAAUUUGGCGUAGUAAAACAAGUCGUAUUAAAUUCUCAAAAGAUGAUACAUGUUGAAAGAAACCAAAAGGGGUUGAGCAGGGGAUUCUUGUUUGCAGACAUGCAAUUUUAGUGCUCCUGAAUAAAUUCAUAGGUUUUUAAAGAGUAUGUACUUAAAUUGUCAUUACGAAGGAAUGAAAAUAUUUUCAUAGCAUGAUAACAUGAAGAAAUAAGAUUUAAGCUCAAAAUUAUUACUGCAAAUUAUUCCUUGAUUCGCCCUCUAACAUUCUAAAGUUGUGCACCUUAAAUUGUUUCGAAUGAGCGUCAAGUUCAAUAUCAGGUGUUCAGAGUUGUUAUAUUUAAAUACUUUGGUAUUUAAGAUCAGUAUUUAAAUACCGGAUUUGGAUAUUUAUUAUUUAUUAUUUAAAAUCCAGAUACUGAAUUUCAAGUAUUUAUUAUUUAAGUACCUGAGUGCAUGAAAUGUAUUUAACUAGUUAUAUAGUAUUUAAAUACUUUAAAUGUUGCAAGUAUUUAGAAAUUAAUCAUUUAAAUAUUAAUUUUCUUCUAUAUGAUGCAAAACUCGGAUUUCGGACGUUGUUAACUAACGAAUUCAUAGCAUUCAUUUUGUGUUCUGAGGUAUAGAUUAAUUUCAUAGGAGCAAGAUCAAGCAGUUUAUUACAACUCGUGUCUCAAAACAUUUGAAAAUUAAUCAAAUAUGGGUGAAAAUUUUAGUUAAAUUGAAAAUUUAAAGAAAUGAUUUGUAUUUAGCUUUUAUAUGCUUAUUCACAUUUGUUACUCAUUUUCAGCUCGUAACAUAAAUUAUUAAUUCCACAUAUUAGUCUAAUUUUCACAUAUAUUACCAAACAUUUCUAGUAGUUAAACAAGCCUUAAAGCUUAUCUAUUAAGCAAAUGAUUUAUUUUAAGGCUACCUCAUAUUGUUUGUUCAAGUUUGUUGGCGAUUCUACUUGAGAGUAUAGAUCUAAACUAUUGAGUUGGUAAUUCAGAUGUUACCACUAUUUAAACACUAUUUAAAGAGUAUUUAAAUAACUAGUACUUAAAUACUUAAGAUAUAUUCAGGUAUUUAAGUAAUUGAGUAUUUAAAUACCUAGUCAAAAUACGAGUAUUCAAGUAUUUAGUAUUUAAAUAUUUAAAAUAAAUUCAGUUAUUUAAGUAUUUCAUACUUAAAUACCACUCAAAUAUUCAAGUAUUUAGAAAUGAAGUAUUUAAAUACUUUUGAGGUAUUUAAAACAACUCUGCAGGUGUUUGGGUCGAAGCGAAGUCUGGGGGUUGCCGGUUAGAAUCACUGUCUACACCUUUCUAUGUACAUAAUCACACCCUACUGGAUAUUUUCAGGGAAUUUUAUUAGUAUUUUGGAACAGGUAUAGUAAAACUGAGCAUAAAAAAGUCCAAUAACGGCCACAAUCUAUUAUUAUCUACUCCCUUUGACCCUUAAUAAUUAAAAAAAUGAAGAGCCAAACAUACUUCAUUUAAUACUUUACUCCAUAUUCAACACCCUCCACAAAGGCAUUCACAUUUUGUCCAACUUUGUCUACAGUUUUGCAAAACUUAAAUUUUGCUAUGAAUUUGCCCUUUAUCAGAAUCAUAGCGGCCAUGGUUUUGGUCAGCAUGGAAAAUUCACAUCUUGCCGUGGAGGCGGUUGACAAUCAUCCAGCUAAUGAGACUAGGGAUUUGAACUGGUGGUUCUGCUGUAACCAACUCACUCAGAAAGUGGACUCCCUGCAGAAUCAGUUUAAUUCAUUAAUUCCUUCUGGCUUCAUUUACACCCAGUAUCCUGGACAAGCCGAUCCAACCACGCUUUUCCCAACGUACACUUGGACUGAUGUCACGACGGAAUAUGCAGGCCAAUUCUUUCGGGCUGAGGGGGGAAAUUCGGCCACUUUUGGUACUCCUCAGGCAGAGAGCAGUCCCAAGAUAACCACAAUUAGUUGGGGAAAUGCUGCACCGGGGACGACCUGGCCGACUUCGAUCCAAAUUGCGGAUGGGGUAUCGCCACACAUGUUCGUCUCAACUGGGGGAGACGGUCCUGUGGAUGGGAUUAGUGUUACUGCGACAGGUUAUGCGACCGAAGUUAGGCCAGUAAACCAGGCCAUCAGAAUUUGGAAGAGGGUUUGAUUUAGUCCAGUUGUGCAAGAUGUUUAUCUUUGAAAUUAGAAAUAUUAGCGUUGAUUUGUUUAGAUAAUUAAUAAUCUUUCAAAUUAAGCUGUAAAAUUACGAAUAAAUCGAGAGGAUGUUACAUUA